Messenger RNA from Gymnodraco acuticeps, 4044 nucleotides. RefSeq names its product GDP dissociation inhibitor 1 (gene gdi1). NCBI's taxonomy places the organism in Eukaryota, Metazoa, Chordata, Actinopteri, Perciformes, Bathydraconidae. Gene Ontology annotation, cellular component: cytoplasm. The record is from RefSeq and is a predicted model, not a curated record. The transcript has 11 exons. Gene Ontology annotation, biological process: vesicle-mediated transport; protein transport; small GTPase-mediated signal transduction. Bases 276 to 1619 code for a protein of 447 amino acids. Gene Ontology annotation, molecular function: Rab GDP-dissociation inhibitor activity.
ACUUCCCGUCGCGCAAUCACAUUGUUCUAGAGUGCUCCACGAUCAGGGCCAUCUUUGGUCGUCCUCGCCGGUGACAGUGUGGACAGUUUAUUCCAUUGGUCAUCAAUGCCUAACGAUUCAUAAAUAAUACUCAACUUUAAACAAGCCGUUUGACGCACUCUUGCAGAGAAAAGGGAGCUAGAUCCCCGGUUUUUGUGAACUGUUCAUUCUUUCCUUCAAUACCCUUUAUUUCUCAAGGCAAAAAGAGGGCGAGACGGGAGAGGCGGUGAUACAACAUGGAUGAGGAAUAUGAUGUGAUCGUUUUGGGCACCGGACUCACAGAAUGCAUUCUGUCCGGGAUCAUGUCCGUGAACGGGAAAAAGGUCCUGCACAUGGACAGGAACCCCUACUAUGGAGGCGAGAGCUCCUCCAUCACCCCUCUGGAGGAGCUGUACAAGCGCUUCAGUCUUCCAGAGAGCCCGCCCGAGUCCAUGGGCCGAGGAAGGGACUGGAACGUAGACCUCAUCCCCAAAUUCCUCAUGGCCAACGGUCAGCUGGUGAAGAUGCUGCUUUACACAGAAGUGACACGGUACCUGGACUUCAAAGUGGUGGAGGGCAGCUUCGUGUACAAAGGAGGAAAGAUCUACAAGGUGCCGUCGACCGAGACCGAGGCAUUAGCUUCAAAUCUGAUGGGAAUGUUUGAGAAGCGGAGGUUCAGGAAGUUCUUAGUCUUUGUGGCCAACUUUGAUGAGAACGAUCCCAAAACCUUUGAGGGCGUGGACCCCAAAACCACCGACAUGAGGGAAGUCUACAAGAAGUUCGACCUCGGCCAGGAUGUGAUCGACUUCACCGGCCACGCCCUGGCCCUCUACAGGACGGACGACUAUCUUGAUGUUCCCUGUUUGGAGACGAUCAACCGCAUCAAGCUGUACAGCGAGUCGCUGGCUCGAUAUGGGAAGAGCCCCUACCUCUACCCCCUGUACGGCCUGGGAGAGCUGCCGCAGGGAUUCGCCAGAUUGAGUGCAAUCUACGGAGGCACCUACAUGCUGAACAAACCAGUGGAGGAGAUAGUGAUGGAAGACGGCCAUGUUGUUGGAGUGAAGUCUGAGGGAGAGGUGGCUCGUUGUAAGCAGCUGAUCUGCGACCCUAGCUACAUCCCGGAUCGCGUCCGCAAGGCGGGUCAGGUGAUCCGUGUGAUCUGCGUCCUCAGCCACCCGAUCAAAAACACUAACGACGCCAACUCCUGCCAGAUCAUCAUUCCUCAGAACCAGGUUAACCGCAACUCAGACAUCUACGUGUGCAUGAUCUCCUACGCUCACAACGUGGCGGCCCAGGGGAAGUACAUCGCCAUCAUCAGCACCACAGUGGAGACCGAAGAGCCCGAGGCGGAGAUCGAGCCGGCGCUGGAGCUGCUGGAGCCCAUCGACCAGAAGUUUGUGGCUAUUAGUGACCUGUAUGAGCCCACAGAUGAUGGCACUGAGAGCCAGGUCUUCGCCUCGAGCUCCUACGAUGCCACCACUCACUUCGAGACCACCUGUAACGACAUCAAGGACAUCUACAAACGCAUGACCGGCAGCGACUUUGACUUUGAGAACAUGAAGCGCAAACAGAACGACGUGUUUGGGGAGGAUGAGCAGUGAGCAGUAGAGAGGCUUCAGAGAGAGGGCGGGGCCUGGGAGAGGAGGCGGGGCUUAAAAGAGGCAAAAGAUGAGGCAGAGGGUCCGUUAGAGGGCCUUGAAAAACCAUCAGUGGGGGAGAGGGUGUGUUUCUGGCCUCAGCUGUUUGCCUCCUCUCCCUUAUGUCCCUCUCUCUCUUGACACGCUCACACACACACACACACCCGCACAUACACACACACGCUGUUCAAAUACUCACACUCCUUAUCUCUGUCACUGUAAAGCAGGGUUGAUAUGGUCUUUCUUUCCAUUGUAGAAUUUACAGUAUAACCAUGUCUUAAAUAUUAUCAUUAGAGGUGAAUUUAUUACUUGUCGUCGGCGAUCUUCAGAGCAUUUUCAUUCUUUCUGUAACGUCUUUCUCCUCGUAUCAGAGGUCGUCGGGUGGUUGGAAGAUUGACGGCAUUGAGAAGUCUGACAUGAGAGACCUGUAACGGCUUAUAGUGUAGAAUCCAGUUGACAUGCAUGCAUCUUUUACACACAGUAGUAUUUUACAUAGACGACACUGCGGUAUGAAGGCUGGGCCAUUCCACGCAUUGCUCCUGUCAACCCUGCUUUCACUUUUCUCUCACUUGGUCUUUUACCCGUCAAAAAAAUCUGUUGGUCAGACAGUUGGUCAAUGUGAUGAAAAAUGACAUGGGCUGUCUGUCAGCUGAUAGUGCUCACUUUGCAAUGCUGUUGUGUUCCCUGUGCUAGCAAGCAAGCUAACUCGUGGCUAUUAACCGUCACCCCGAAAAAACAAAAAAAACAACUGUUCCUUUGUUUAUCUCUGUUGUGUAAUGUCAAUUUGAAUAGUUUACUUUCUAACAUUUUUAAAUUAUUGAAGAGUUUUUAUUUCUCUAUAUAUUUGGUGCACAUUUCACUGGCUGAAGUUAUGAAGUUUACAGAUCUGAGGUUGAAUCCGUGGUCUUAAAGUAAAAAAAAAAAAAAAGGGAAUGUCAGGAGCAAAAGAGGCUGGAAGAGGCUUUCUCCGAAGUAUUCUGGGAGAUCUGGAAUGAGUGAGGAAAACAAAUUGCGGAGAUUGUUGAGAUGCGAGGAAGUGUGAAGGACAAGAAUGUGUGCGGGGAAUGAUUUGGAUUUUGGAGGUUUCACUUUUAGGUGAAGAGGGUGAAGACUGAAACUUCGGCUGAUAGUGAAAGCACCAGAGUGUGUUCGGUUGUUUCAACCCUUGUGUGUGUCCUUUAGGUAAGUCACUUCUCCAGGGACUAAACAUCCUAUGACAAAUUGUAGUAGUUAAAUAGAGGGAACGGCUGGAGACUCCCGUAACUUUAAAAGACUUUGUAGCAAAGGUGAGAAGCCACAGUUGCAGGUGCUGCCCCACGAGAACGAACCAAGAUCCUUUUAUUGGUUGUAGCCUUAAUUUUUGGGUCUUAAUAGAAUAUUUAGACCCUUUUCAAAUAUGACUGCUUUGUUUUUAACUAACCGUUAGUGGCAGGUCGCUCUAGUGCCAAAAAUGGUGUUGCUGUUAUUGGCAAAGGAUGCUGACAAAGUGCAGUUUGUUGUUGUGUGUUGCUCCGCAGAUCUGACUGAAUCCUAUAGAAGGGAUGUUCUCUCAGCUGCGUCUGUACACCUGAGCGGAGGCAGUUCCUCAUAUCUCACGUACAGUUAGAUCUGUGGCUUGUUACACAACACAAACAGACGAGACGCCCUGAUCGUUUUUAUUUAAAAAAGCAGUUCCAUCUCACUUUAUCCAACACUUAGCAACUCUAAACAUAGUUAUCUCGCUGUUUGGGGUGUUGGCGUGUCUUAUUGUUAUGCUCUAUUUAUUUACAUUUCACUGACGUAUUGUGGAAAAGGUGUACGCCGAAUAUGCUAUGCUAAUUUUGUUCUGAUGAUAAAAACGGAAAAGUGAUGCACACCGAAAUUCCUUGUUUUUGUUUGUUUGUUAUUUGCUGUGUUAUGUUUACCUUAGUCAGUGAUCAUUCCAGUGCUGCCUCAUGAUUAUAAUAAUAAACAGGUUAUGAUGGGAGGAUAACAGCAGCAGCCAUCAGUUCAAACCUGUACAGCUGUGUUUCAACAUUGUGUGUGGUCUUCAUCCUGGAUACUGGAAUAAUGUUUACUCUUCGAUAUAUCCGAAGCCCUCCCUUCCGUUCCCCUUCCUCAGCAUCAGAUACUGUCUUUUUUAUUUAUUGAAAACAAAAGCCUCAUGUGUGGUCGUACUGUUUUAAUUUCCAUCCAGUUUGGCCUUUUUUGGAAACCACUAUUGACAAUAUCCCUUGAAAAAUUGACAAGAGAUACAAAUAGUUAAGGCUGAGUAGUAGAAACACUUACUGUCCUUGUUUGAUCACUAGUAUGUGAGCAUUGCCUAAUGUCUUGUGUAACAAAUACAAAUGAAUUAAACUAUGAAUGAAAUUAUAGAAAAAUAAAACGCACAUGGCAAACCUGGAAAGAC